GCUGUGGCCGCACACUGGCUGCAGUAAGGUUCAUCCAGCCUUCAUACGAGCGUUGCCUUCGCAGCACGCCUAGUGAGUCAUAUGAAAACGUUCGAUGCCGGGAGCUGCGGGGACCGGUUUUAACGGGUCGGAUCUUAAGAGAUCGAAAUCUAACAAGAACGCUCACGAGACAGUGGCAGUUACGGCUCUGUGCAACUUUCUUUUUUUCCACCCUCAGAUUUUUUUUUCUUUUUGGAAUGUAGAGCAUCUGUUUUGUGUCGUCGCUUAAACAGCUUCUGCGUUUGUUUCCGUCUGGCUCAUUCUGACCUGCAUUUCACACAGUCAGGACUUGGCUUUUGUGUGAAGGUGCGCUCAGAUGAGAUCAGCACAGAUGAGACUUGAGAAAAAGCCUGGAUGGGAAAGAGCGUGAAUAUGGACAACCUUUCGGACUUCGGAGGCCCCUGUCCUUCUAGCCGCAGGGACUGGGAUUCCAGCAGCUGCAUGGAUGAUUUGAUGGACGAGGAUGAGAAAGACAGGGCGAAAAGGGCAUCCCGAAACAAAUCAGAAAAGAAAAGAAGAGACCAGUUCAAUGUGCUCAUCAAGGAGCUAUGCACCAUGCUGCAGGGCCAAGGCCAUGCUCGCAAGAUGGACAAGUCCACCAUACUACAAAGAACUAUUGACUUCUUACAGAAACAAAAAGACAUCAGUGCUCAGACUGAAACGUGUGACGUGAGACAAGAUUGGAAGCCUUCAUUCCUAAGCAAUGAGGAGUUCACCCAGCUUAUGCUUGAGGCACUUGAUGGUUUUUUGAUAGCGUUAACUACAGACGGAAACAUCACAUACGUAUCGGACAGUGUGUCUUCACUUAUUGGACAUUUGCCGUCAGAUAUGGUGGACCAAAAUAUCUUGAAUUUCCUCCCGGAGCGGGAACACGCAGAGGUGUAUAAGCUGCUAUCAUCCAAUAUGCUGAUGACUGACCCCAUUGCUGCUGACUUCCUGAACAGUGAGGCACAUGUGGAAUUUUGCUGUCACCUUGCCAGAGGGAACAUCGAUCCAAAAGAGCCGCCUGUGUACGAGUAUGUCAAGUUUGUUGGGGAUUUCAAGUUUCAUAACAAUGUGCCUACAUCCUCUUGUAACGGGGUUGAAUUGACGUUACCAAGAAGCCUGCAGACGUCGUUGGAGGAGCAGGUCUGCCUCAUUGCUACUGUACGAUUAGUCACACCGCAGUUUCUCAAGGAUUUGUGCAACGUGGAUGAUCCUUGUGAUGAAUUCACAUCCAGGCACAGCCUCGAAUGGAAGUUUCUGUUUUUAGAUCACAGAGCUUCUCCAAUCAUAGGAUAUUUACCCUUUGAAGUUCUUGGAACAUCUGGCUACGAUUACUAUCAUGUGGACGAUUUAGAGCUUAUAGCGCAAUGUCAUAAGCAACUCAUGCAGUUCGGAAAGGGGAAAUCCUGCUAUUAUCGCUUCCUGACAAAGGGCCAGCAGUGGAUUUGGUUGCGGACGCACUACUAUAUUACUUAUCACCAAUGGAACUCCAAACCUGAGUUCAUAGUGUGCACUCACACUGUUGUCAGUUACGCCGAAGUACGAGCUGAAAGGAGGCGAGCGUUUGGCCUUGAGGAGCUGUCUCCUCCUGAGAUUGCUCCUUCCUCUGUGAAGGCCCAGGAGCUGUACUUGGACAUGUGCUCCACGCUGGACCCGCCACUGGACAGAAACAGCGGCGCACGUUCGGUAUCCUCCCACAGCUCUCGGAAGUCCUCCCACACAGCGCUGUCGGACUCCGCAUCAGCAAACUCGCACACAGAAACCUGCACGCCGUCAUGGCAGUCGACUUCUAUUGGGAACGAGAGGACGGCUGCCAGACUCCAUGUUGGGCGUUCAAAGAAUUCGACCCAAAGACAAAAUCCCUUUGACCUGGUGUCCCAAAUGAGCCUCCCCCUUUCUCCUCCUCCUCCUCCUCCAUGCAGCAAGAACACAGCAAUGCAACAGCAAACGCAGCAGCAGUCGUCCAUGUUUCAGAUGCAACAGCCUCAGCUGGGUGUUAUGAACCAGCUUAAGGAGCAACUGGAGGAAAGGACACGCAUCCUGCAGGCUGACAUAAAGACGCAACAGCAGGAGCUCCAUGACAUCAAAGAGAAGCUUCACCUCGCUAAUCUUCAGAUGUUACUACAACAACCUAUCCACAAUGAAAUUGGCCAACAGCCGCAGCAGCCACAGCAGCCGCAGCAGCCGCAGGGCCCAGGCAGGCCGGCCUCCCAGAGCCAAUCGGGCGUCAUCAGACCCCUCUCAGGCCACCCGAAACCACCUUCCUGCGGUGCCCACAGUUCGUCCCCUCACUCACUUUUGAGAGAGAACAACUCCCCCUCAACACAGGUCCCGCAGAGGAUAUCUCGGAGCGGCCCGGUGCAGUCAGUGAGUUUGACCGUGCAGACCAAUACGAGUCUGACCAUGCCCUUCUACAGCAACCCAAUGAUGUUCUCACAGACCAAUACGAGGCCUCUACAUGACACAAACCAAAGACACGCGGACAACGACUUUAGCCAAGACGGACAACUACGGAUGCUCCUGAACCAGCCGAUGCAGACAUUGGUCCCCACGAGCAGUGGGUCCACGCAGUCCUCCCAGCAGUGCAACAUGGGCAUUCCCCAGACCAUAUACACAUUGGAGCAGCAGAUCAUCGCCCCCUCAUUCCCCAUGCAACAGGUCAACUGCAACGCCGUGCUCGUUCCCUCUCAGGUGUUCACGUCGCCUAUCAUGAUCCCGCACAACAGCUUCAUCUCCCACCAGUCACAGCCAAGCUAUCAGGCUCAGCCUCAGGCCUCCCAGCACUCCCUGCAUCUGCAGCAGCCCCAGCAGUUCUUUCAGAUGACGCAAGGACUUGUGCACAGUGGAUCGACUCCAGCAUUCCUACACACCGCCAACAUCCCACAGCAAGGCACUGUGGGAUACAUCCAGCAGCAGCCGGCGCCGCAAACACAACAGCAACAACAAAGACAAUAUCAACAUUCCCAAACCCAGAACGCUAAUGUUUCAGACUUUAGGAAUAUGCUAACGCAGUAGCACUGUGGAAAGCGCGAGAGCGCUGAGCUCUGCGGCUGGUUGCUGUUGUGGCGGGAAAACGGAUAAGAGCGGCGUGAACAUUUGAUGCGAAGCUGCUCGCUCCAACGGGGAAGUGUCGGAGUAAAACGACGACGGGAAGCGGACAGGAGGAAUGUGAUAGUGAGAGGCGGGGCCUUUCAUUACCAGCCUGCGACACGCGCGGUUGUCAUUGAAACAAGUGAAUUUAUCACCGCUGUCAUGAGGAUGCCACUUUCAUUUUGCAAGUGUCUGUUUGCACUUUUGGUACAUUGCCCCACCUAAGAGUAGGAAAAGAGUAUUUAUUUUUGCCUAUACAUUUAAUAUGAAAUGUUCCCUCUAACCUGUGACUUCACAGUAAGAUUAUUUUCCCGACAACCCCCUUGAGUGAAAUCCAGAGUAUUGCUUUUAAUUUCCCAUUUAGAGGAGUUGGCCCCCGUCUAAAUAAGGUAAACACACCUCUAGGUUAUCGUUAUCAUGAAAAGGGCUUCUUCAACAGGCGGCUUCUUUAAACGGGACACCUCUGAUGAGCCCUGCAGCAACACACCUCGUUUGUCAAACAGUUAAAUGGAGGAGGCCGGGUUGUCUCAUGUGCCUUUUAACCAUGCUAUGGUGCAGUUCCAAUGUUGUGUCUGACUAUGGCUUUAAAAAUCCUGCUCAGGUCCAUUUGGAAUAUAAAGUUUAUUUUCAUUGAUCAUAAUUUAUACACCCCCCCCCCUACAUUAGAUAUAAAAUAAUAGACAUUUAGAUUUGUGUAGGAGAUUAAACAGAGAAAUAUGUAUAAUGGAUGCCUUUUACAACCUUAACUUGCCCCUACCAAUGAAUUUAAGCACUUGCAGUCAUAUUUUUAUUAUUUUAUUAAUAAUUUAUUUGCCGAACACAAUGCGUCAAACAACUGAGAUGGGAUUAAGAAUGCAGUUUUAUAUAUUGAGAUUAUGGUUCAUUUUAAUGUUCAGGCAGGAAUUGAUGCGCCACUACUGGUCUUAAAUUUUACUCCCAUCUAGAUGCAUUUAUUUUUAUAAAACCCACCCACAAUGAGAGAUUAACAGAUUGAUGUGCUGUCUAAACACAUUUAAGUAGUUUGGAACUAUACUAUGUAUUUUCACUCCAAUCAAUGAGGAUAAAUAGUAAAAAAAAAGUACACUUUUACAAAGAUAAACAUCCUGCAUUACUUUUUGGUACACAUGGUUCAUUGAAGACUUCCCAUUAUUGCUAAGUGUCAAUAGUUGUUAUGGCAACAAGCCCAGCUCGUACAGCGCCGCUUGCCCAAAAGAAAACAGACAGAUGAAAAUCAAAUGUAGUGUAGUCACCCAUUUACCAGUUUGUUUACACUUUACAAGUUACUAUCUUUGUAAAGGCGCACUGUUUGCUACAGCUCUUGUUUUGGAUCUCAUUCGAUUAUGCAAGUGUAACUUGUCAGCAACGAGUGAACACUGUUUACAAAACGAUUACGACAGGCUAGUGAGUGUGUGCAUGCACAGUGGCGCUGCAGACAUGAACAGCUGCUAA
Molecule: messenger RNA, 4563 nt
Organism: Syngnathus typhle (broad-nosed pipefish)
Lineage: Eukaryota; Metazoa; Chordata; Actinopteri; Syngnathiformes; Syngnathidae
Gene: npas2
Product: neuronal PAS domain protein 2
Exons: 22
Coding region: 394-3039 (881 amino acids)
Biological process (GO): circadian regulation of gene expression; regulation of transcription by RNA polymerase II
Cellular component (GO): cytoplasm; CLOCK-BMAL transcription complex; nucleus
Molecular function (GO): DNA-binding transcription factor activity, RNA polymerase II-specific; protein dimerization activity; RNA polymerase II cis-regulatory region sequence-specific DNA binding
Source: RefSeq, a predicted model, not a curated record